This is a messenger RNA of Cyprinodon tularosa, 2937 nucleotides long. It is a transcript of the gene pomt2, whose product is annotated as protein-O-mannosyltransferase 2. Gene Ontology annotation, molecular function: dolichyl-phosphate-mannose-protein mannosyltransferase activity. Gene Ontology annotation, biological process: protein O-linked glycosylation via mannose. NCBI's taxonomy places the organism in Eukaryota, Metazoa, Chordata, Actinopteri, Cyprinodontiformes, Cyprinodontidae. Gene Ontology annotation, cellular component: membrane; endoplasmic reticulum. The coding region runs from base 496 to 2766 and encodes 756 amino acids. The record is from RefSeq and is a predicted model, not a curated record. The transcript is spliced from 21 exons.
GACGGGAAUAGCCCGAUUGGGAUUUUGGGAAUUUUAGUUUUGUCCCACAAAGCAGCGCCAGCAAAUAAUUUGCAUAGCUAUUAAAAAAAAAAUACAUUUCCCAGAAGGCAACGUGCCCAACGUUUAACAGUAGAGCUUCUCUGUAACAUUUUGCUGCUUUUCAAACUAAUAACGGUAUAUUUAGGUUAUUAGCAUUAGCUUGCUUGGAUAUAGUAAUGUGUUAUUUUACUGACAGGCUACUUUGGUAAAGUUUUGAUUGAUAUUUUAUUUUUUUACUCGAGAAUAACAAAACUCAUACAAUGUCUGCUGAUUUGUUAAGAGAGAGAAGAACCAUUGUAUGUAUCAGUAUUUAUAAGAAUGAGAGGUGAAUCCUGCUGUUGUAUGUAUAUAGUUGCUAUAUGCUGUUAGCUUCUGUUAGCAGAGAAUCAUGACAGCCGCGUGAAGCUAUAGCUACACCUUUGGUGGUCUGCUGGUAUAAAACCGUGUUUUUUACUGAUGGCAAAAGAAGGAUGCGUUUCUCUUUGGCACAACAAGAGGGAAACCUCUUCGGUCCGAAACCGUAAAGUGUCUCCCUCAGUAGAGCAGACCCAUCAAUCUCUAACCGCCCCAGUGUCCAAGAACAAGCAAGGAGAUCAAACCCCCUCCUCAAAUGGCUCACCUGCUGAUUUAUCAGCCAGAACAAGGGCUGAUUCCCCAAACAUACUACUGCUCAUCCUGGUAACAGGACUGUCUUUUGCUACUCGUCUUUAUAAGAUAACAGAUCCGCCUCAUGUGUGCUGGGACGAAACUCACUUUGGAAAGAUGGGGAGCUACUACAUCAACAGAACCUUUUUUUUCGAUGUGCAUCCUCCUCUUGGAAAGAUGCUGAUUGCUCUUGCUGGUUAUAUGACUGGCUAUGAUGGCACCUUUCCUUUUGUGAAGCCAGGAGACAAAUAUGAACACCACAAUUACUGGAGGAUGAGAGGAUUCUGUGCUGUUUUGGGAUCCUUUUUGCCGGUCUUUGCCUUCCUUAUUGUGCAGGAACUGUCCCGCUCUCAAAAUGCUGCCGUCAUCGCAGCCACCUUGCUCCUAUUUGAUACGGGCUGCAUCACCAUCUCUCAGUACAUCCUGUUAGACCCCAUCCUCAUGUUCUUCAUCAUGGCAGCAGUUCUCAGUAUGGUCAAGUUCAACCAGCAGAGCUGCAGGCCUUUUACUGCUUCCUGGUGGCUGUGGCUCAUGCUGUGUGGUGCUGCUCUUGCUGGUGCUCUUGGGGUGAAGUUUGUGGGUCUGUUUGUCAUCCUCCUGGUGGGUCUAAACACAGUCGGAGACCUCUGGGGAGUUUUAGGCGACCUGAGUCUCUCACUGAUGGAUGUUGCAAAGCACUUCUUGGCCCGUGUUGUUGGGCUCAUCCUGCUUCCACUGUUGCUCUACGGGACAAUAUUUGCAGUUCACUUUGUCUUAUUGAAUAAAAGCGGACCAGGUGAUGGUUUCUUUAGUUCUGCCUUUCAGUCACGUCUCAUUGGGAACAAUCUGUACAACGCGUCCAUGCCAGAGUACCUAGCCUAUGGCUCCGUCAUUACUGUGAAAAAUCUGCGCAUUGCAGGAGGUUACCUGCACUCCCACUGGCAUUUAUACCCAGAGGGCAUUGGAGCGAAGCAGCAGCAGGUGACCGCUUACCUCCACAAGGAUUACAACAACAUGUGGUUGGUUCGAAAACCAGGAAAUGAGACUCCCUCUGGGACGCCUGACUUGGUUCGUCAUGGAGACCUUAUUCGCCUAGAACACAAAGAAACAACCCGUAACCUCCACAGUCACCUUCAUCAAGCACCGCUGACCAAGAAGCACUUCCAGGUUACAGGCUAUGGAGUAAAUGGAAUGGGGGACGCCAACGAUCUGUGGAAGGUGGAGGUUUGCGGAGGUCGGAAGGGUGACUUGGUGAAAGUUCUGCGCAGCAAAGUUCGCUUUCUCCACAAGGCCACAGGAUGUGUGCUUUACUCCUCUGGCAAAACUCUUCCGAAGUGGGGCUGGGAGCAGGUGGAGGUGACCUGCAGUCCUUACCUGAAGGAGACUCCCAGCUCCCAGUGGAACAUUGAGGAUCACAUCAAUCCCAGAUUGCCAAACAUUAGUAUUUCUCUACUAAAGCCUAAUUUCCUGGAAAUCUUGCUGGAAUCUCAUAUAGUCAUGAUAAGGGGUAAUAGCGGCUUGAAACCUAAAGACAAUGAAAUGAACUCCAAACCUUGGCACUGGCCUAUCAACUACCAGGGAUUGCGGUUUUCAGGUGUUAAUGAGACAGAAAAUCGCAUUUACCUGCUUGGAAACCCUGUUGUCUGGUGGGUAAACCUGGCCACUUUAGGCUUGUAUCUCAUCAUGGUGGCAGUGGCAUCUGUAGCCAUUCAAAGAGGAAUCCCCCUGCAGCAGAAGAGAAUGGAGCAUUCGGAUGUGCUCAGGGGAGGAGGGGGACUUCUGUUUCUUGGCUGGCUGCUGCACUACAUCCCAUUCUACGUCAUGGGCCGUGUCCUCUACUAUCAUCACUACUUUCCUGCGAUGCUCUUCAGUACUAUGCUAACAGGAGUUACAUUAGAUAUUUUGCUGAGAAGUGCUGAUCUACUGCUAUGCCAGCCUUAUUCUGAUUGGCUGCAGAAAGGAGGGCAGAUGGGACUUUUAUUUACUGUUCUCUACAGUUUCCACCUGUUUCAUCAGCUGUCCUACGGCAUGACUGGUCCUCUUGCACACCAGCCAGGCAGCGCUAUGGCUGGCCUUAAGUGGAUGGACUCCUGGGAGUUUUAGUCAUUUCUUUAAGAUCUUGGAACUAAUGUUGUACAGUGCAGUUCAAAAGUUUAGAUAAUUCAUCAUGGGCAUGAAUGUCAUAUAGAUAGAUUUGAAUUGUUCUUUUUUUUCUUGUUGGAAAAGCUCAUAAUACAAUGAGUUGGACUCAUCAUUCUAAAUAUAUAAAUAUAU